Molecule: messenger RNA, 3133 nt
Organism: Rubroshorea leprosula
Lineage: Eukaryota; Viridiplantae; Streptophyta; Magnoliopsida; Malvales; Dipterocarpaceae
Source: the annotation of a GenBank genome assembly
AACAGCUUGGAGACGAAGCAAGCUCACGCUUACACGGACAGAGAAAAAAGAAAAACAAAGGGAAAAAAAAGCACAUCCUUUGAUCGUACCUGUUCCCGAAUCGUACGAAUCAAAACUCUAACUUUCCAAAAAAAAAAAUUUCAGGAGGAAUUAAUGUCAAAAUAAUACGGAAUUAAUCUACCCGGUUAAUUGAUAUGGGAAUUUGAAGCAGUAUGAGUCUGUUAUUAGAUGGAACAUGAAUGUGGUCGAUUCAACUUCGUUGGGGUUCUAUUAAGAGUGUGAAGAUAGGGUUGGUGCUGGGUGUUUGGAAAUAAGAUGUGAGGUAUAGUAGUGUUCUGAGUUUGGGGUGAUGCAAAAGAGAGCUAUGGGAAGGGGUAGAAUUGCAAGUGUUGGUACGGUAUGUUGUUGUCCUUGUUAAGCAGGCGCUCCUUGGAGGUCGAUUCCAGAGAUUCCUAUGGAUUUGCUCUGAGACCUCAACACAUACAAAGAUAUAGAGAGUACAUUCCUAUCUACAAGGAGGAGGAGGCGGAGAGAUUAGAGAAAUGGAAAAUUUUCCUUGAACAACAUCAAAAACCUGCCCAAGCAUGCUUUUCUAAGGAGGAGGACGAAACUCCUGAGUUUAAACACAAGGGUUCUUCUGAGGAGGAACAUAAAGAGAUAUUGCCAGUGGGAGCUACUGAGUUGAAAGAGGAGACUUCUUCUAAGGAGGAAGACAAAGCAUCGUUGCCGGCUGUAGCUACUGUGUUGAAAGAAGAGGUUAGUUUAGAGGAGGAAUGUAAAGAAACUUUACAAAUUGAAGCUAUUAAGUCAAAGAAAGAGACUGCUUCUGAUGAGGAAAUUAAAGAGACAUCAAGGGCUGGAGCUUCUGAGUUAAAGGAAGAGUUUAUUUCUGAGACAAGCGAGGAAGGUGAUGCUUCAAGGGGGAAGUCUGAUUUUGCUGGUUCAACAGAAUCUGAAACCAAAAGGGAGGCUCAACUUUCAGAAGAAAGAAAAACAUGUAAAGUACAAAAAAGAUGGGCUCAGACUAGACCAUCUCUUCAUUUUAUUGAGAAAAUGAUGGGUUUGCGUGUUAAGAAGGGAAAGAAUACGAAAGAUGAGAAGGUGAAUGGAAGUGGAGACCGUUUUGUAUCAAUAAAAGAGGCAGAACAUUUAAGUGGUGAAUCUGAAGAUGUGUUAGAGGAGGUCUGUGUAAAUGAAAUGUCAGCCAACAAUAUGAAUGCAUCAAAAGGAGAAAGUGAUCUAGGUGAUGGGACCUCUCAGGAACCUUUCUUUUCUUGGAAACAGGAGCUAGAGAACCUUGUGCAUGGGGGACUGCCAAAAGAUCUCAGGGGAGAGCUAUGGCAAGCCUUUGUCGGGGUCAAAGCAAGACGAGUGGAGAGAUAUUACCAGGAUUUGCUAGCUGAAGAAACUAACGAUGGCGAAAAUAAUUAUCAAAAUAGCUCAUCUAGUUCAGCCAGCAAAUGGAGAAGACAAAUUGAGAAGGAUAUACCGCGGACAUUCCCAGCUCAUCCAGCCUUAAAUGAGGAUGGUAGGGAUUCCUUGAGGCGUUUACUAAUUGCUUAUGCCAGACACAAUCCCUCUGUUGGAUACUGCCAGGCAAUGAAUUUCUUUGCUGGACUAUUGCUACUUUUGAUGCCUGAGGAAAAUGCCUUUUGGACCUUGGUGGGCUUUCUUGAUGAUUAUUUUGAUGGGUACUAUACUGAGGAAAUGAUAGAAUCGCAGGUGGACCAACUUGUCUUUGAAGAGCUGAUGCAUGAAAGAUUUCCUAAAUUGGUUCAUCAUCUGGAUUACUUGGGAGUGCAGGUAGCAUGGAUUUCUGGUCCCUGGUUUCUUUCCAUUUUUAUUAAUAUGCUUCCUUGGGAAAGUGUUCUUCGCGUAUGGGAUGUGCUUCUAUUUGAAGGAAGUCGUGUUAUGCUAUUCCGAACAGCACUUGCUUUGAUGGAGUUAUAUGGUCCUGCAUUAGUUACAAGUAAAGAUGCUGGGGAUGCCAUCACUUUAUUGCAAUCUCUUAUUGGCUCUACCUUUGACAGCAGCCAACUUGUUUUGACUGCUUGCAUGGGUUUUUUGGCUGUAACUGAAACUAGAUUACAAGAGUUAAGAGAAAAGCAUAGACCAUCAGUCUUAGUUGUUGUUGAGGAAAGAUCAAAAACAGGUCAAGAUUGGAAGGAUACAAAAGGAGUUGCAACUAAACUGUAUAGUUUUAAGCAUAACCCUAGGUCACUGGUAGAAGAAAAAAGCAUUGCUGAAGGUCUUGAAGAUGCACCUGACUUGAGGGAUCAUUCUUCUAACCUGGAUGAACUGUUUAGUGGCCUAAAUUCAGAAAUAGAUUCCCUACCAGAUCUUCAGGAGCAGGUGAUUUGGUUGAAGGUUGAGUUGUGUAGGUUGCUGGAGGAGAAAAGAUCUGCUAUACUUAGGGCUGAGGAGCUAGAGACAGCACUUAUGGAAAUGGUCAAACAAGAUAAUCGACGGCUACUGACUGCAAGGAUUGAACAGUUAGAGCAAGAGGUGGCCGAGUUACGACAAGCCCUUUCUGAUAAGAAAGAACAAGAAUCAGCAAUGCUUAAGGUCUUGAUGCGGGUAGAACAAGAUCAAAGGAUUACAGAAGAUGCUCGCAGAAGAUCAGAGCAAGAGGCAGCUUCCCGGAGGCAUGCACUUACGGUGCUUCAGGAAAAAUAUGAUGAGGCUAUGGCUUCCCUUGCUCAGAUGGAGAACAGGGUGAUCAUGGCUGAAUCUCUGUUGGAGGCUACCAAGCAAUAUGAAUCUGGCCAAGCAAAAGCUUUAUCUUCUCCAAGGUCUUCCCGUAGUCAAGGUUCUUCACAGGACAGUCCCAGAAAAAGGACAGGCAUAUUGUCAUUUGGACUUGGAUGGCGUGACCGAAACAGGAGUAAAGCUAUCUUUGAUGAGUCCGUUGACAAUCCAUGCAGUCCAGGGAGAGAAACUAGCAACCAAGAAAAGGAACAGUAGAAUCAAGGGAAGCCUAUAGCGAUGAAUCUGUGACUUAAUGGUUUCUAACAACGCUCUUGUUCUCUGUAAUGAAUAUCCCAGUAGAACAAAGUAGCUUUGUAACAGUAUGGGUAGAAUUAACUGCGUUGCACUUUUUUUGCAAUUCAUUAAACAAAGAUUUUCACUUUAG